This is a messenger RNA of Ziziphus jujuba (common jujube), 2846 nucleotides long. RefSeq lists its product as uncharacterized. The record is from RefSeq and is a predicted model, not a curated record. The transcript has 2 exons. NCBI's taxonomy places the organism in Eukaryota, Viridiplantae, Streptophyta, Magnoliopsida, Rosales, Rhamnaceae. Bases 294 to 2267 code for a protein of 657 amino acids.
UCAUAAAAUAAGCAGCAGGUCAGAUGCGAAACAAGAAGAACGAAAAGUCGGUUUAUUUGAAAGCCAAAAAUAAGAAAUAAAAAAUACAAAAAAAAAAAAAAAGGGGGACCUUGUAACCCAAGUAAAGAACAGAUAUAGAAAAGCGUAUCCAUUUACAUAGAUAAAAUCCCAAAAUCCACUCCAAACAGCAACGACCGGCACCGUCCAUUUUAUCAAACUCGAUUCGAUCAUCUGCUGUCUGUCUUCAUAGUUUCAGCUCAAACGAGUGAAGUUUGAAAAAAGAAAAAGGAAAAAUGGCUUCUCUAAGUCUUGUUGGACCACCGGAGCUCCACAGCCCCAUCCCAAAACCCGAAUCCACCGACACCUUCAUUGACAUGCUCGCCUCCACCUUCAACAAAACCGAUCUUGCCCCAAAUCCAAAAGGGCCUCCUAUUGGCUUGACCGAGAACGAUUCCCCAACCUAUCUCUCCUCCGGCAACCCCUGCCUCGAUUUCUUCUUCCAUGUCGUGCCCGACACUCCUCUCGAAUCUCUAUCCCAAAAGCUCCGUUUGGCCUGGGACCACAAUCCCUUAACCACGCUCAAGCUUAUUUGCAAUUUACGUGGGGUACGUGGCACUGGUAAGAACGACAAGGAAAGCUUCUAUACCGCUGCGUUUUGGCUCUUCGACAACCAUCCCAAGACCCUUGCUUGCAACGUCGGGUCGUUUGCCGAUUUUGGUUUCUUCAAGGAUUUGCCGGAGAUUCUCUAUCGGCUUCUGGAAGGUCCUGAAGUGAGGCAGACACAGAAGGCCGAGUGGUUGCAGAUAAAGGGUUCAUCAAGAUCAAAGGCUUCCAGUUUCGGACCUUUCGGCUUGCGUGGUAGACCUUUAGGAGGAAUUGGAUGGCGUGGUGGACGAUCUUUCAAGAAAACCGGAAGGGUUAAAGUUAGACACGCCUUGUCGAGGGAGGUUAGGGUCAAUAGAGCAGAAGAGAGGGCUGUGAGGGAGAAGGACAGGGCCAGAGAGUCGAGGAACCAGAAGAAGAUCGCCAUGGCCAACAAGGUCGUUGAGAGAUACAAGAGUGACCCCCACUUCAUGUUCUUGUAUGAAAAAAUCUCCGAUCACUUCGCUGAAUGCUUAAAGGCUGAUAUUGGGUUCUUGAAUUCAAAAGAGUACACCAAGAUUAGCUUGGCUGCCAAAUGGUGUCCUUCCAUCGAUUCCUCUUUCGACCGCUCCACUUUACUCUGCGAAAGCAUUGCCAGGAAGGUGUUCCCCCUAGAAUCUUACCCUGAAUACCAAGGAAUCGAGGAGGCACACUAUGCUUAUAGAGUCAGAGACAGACUGAGGAAGGAAAUCCUUGUUCCUCUGAGGAAGGCCUUGGAAUUGCCCGAGGUUUACAUUGGAACCAACCACUGGGAUUCAAUUCCAUACAACAGGGUUGCCUCUAUGGCUAUGAAGUUUUAUAAAGACAAGUUUUUGAAGCAUGACAAGGAGCGUUUUCUAAAGUAUUUGGAGGAUGUGAGAGCCGGCAAGUCCAAAAUUGCAGCGGGAGCAUUGCUUCCCCACGAGAUUGUAGCCGCUCUAUAUGACGAUGACGGCGAUGGGGAAAUUGCUGAGCUUCAGUGGAAAGCAAUGGUGGAUGGUUUAUUAAAUAAAGGAAAGUUGCAUAACUGCCUUGCUGUGAGUGAUGUUGCUGCAAGCAUGGAUGGGACUCCCAUGGAGGUCUCUGUUUCAUUGGGUUUGUUGGUCUCUGAAUUAAGCGAAGACCCUUGGAAGGGAAAGAUCAUCACUUUCAGUGAGAACCCUCAGCUCCAUGUGAUACGAGGAGAAGAUCUUCGAUCGAAGACCGAGUUCGUGAGACACAUGGAGUGGGGCGAUUGCACCAAUUUCCAGAAGGUGUUCGAUCUGAUUCUGCAAGUGGCUGUUAAUGGAAACUUGAAAGCAGAGCAGAUGAUUAAGAGGGUGUUUGUGUUCACUGACAUGGAGUUUGAUCAAGCUUCAAAGACCAAGUGGGAGACUGACUAUGAGGCGAUAAAGAGGAAAUUUGGAGAGAAAGGCUAUGAAGAAGCGGUGCCAGUGAUUGUGUUUUGGAAUUUAAGAGAUUCCAGUUCAACUCCAGUUGUUGCGCAACAAGAAGGGGUAGCUUUGGUCAGCGGUUUUUCGAAAAAUUUGAUGAAUUUGUUUUUGGAUGGCAGUGGAGAAAUAGACCCUGAAUCUAUCAAGGGGGAAAUAGACCCUGAAUCUGUCAUGGAAUCGGCUAUAUCCGUUCCUCUGUUUUUCCCCAUAUAAAUCUCUGUUGGUCAUCUCUGGGCAAGGCCAAAUAUACUUAGGCGAUGCAUUUACUUGAAGUCAACCAUCAGCAGAGCCACCUGAGAUUAAAUUGCUUGUUGUGUAUGGCAGAGGAUGCAGAAUAUAUACUCGUCAAUCUCAAAACCAAAGACUUGAAGUUUAAUGCAAUUGCAAAGUAAAUUUGGUGAUGUCUGCUUUUAAUGAUCGUAUAUACUUUUCUCCUUCUUCUAUUACUUCUUCUUCUCCUUCUUCUUGAUCAAAUCGUUAUUGGUCUUAUUGGCAACUUUGCAUGGAAUUUUCUCCCACUCAACUGUCAUUAAUCAAUACUACAAGCCAUACGUAGCUUAAUAGUCAAGAGCCAAAGCCUAGCUUUCAACGGUGAUGCUCUUCCAUUAAUAUAAAAUGUUACCUGCAUAGCUAGCAGGUUUACGAGUUUUUACAUGUUAUUUUUCAGGGGUAAUAUUUCACAUGUAAUAUUUUACAUGUAAAUUUGUAGAGGUAGUUUUCUCUAGAUGACUAUGGUAUAGCAGCACCCUUUCAUGUGAUGUUUGAUGACGUAGUGAAGCCUUCCUUCUCCCA